Molecule: messenger RNA, 1756 nt
Organism: Drosophila nasuta
Lineage: Eukaryota; Metazoa; Arthropoda; Insecta; Diptera; Drosophilidae
Product: synaptic vesicle glycoprotein 2A
Biological process (GO): transmembrane transport
Cellular component (GO): membrane
Molecular function (GO): transmembrane transporter activity
Source: RefSeq, a predicted model, not a curated record
UAUAAAUUAUAGAAACAAGAUUCAUAGUUGGCGACCUACUUUUAUUAUUUCAAAAUUAAAAUCUAAAAAUUGAACAUACAUAUCUUGAACUAGAUAUUAUAUUGAAUAUGCAACAAAAUGAGUUUGAUACUAUAAUGGAACAAAUUGGGUUUGGAAAAGUUCAUUGCUAUGUUAUGCUUACGCUGGGAUUGCUGCAGAUGCUAACCAUUCAUGAGACAAUGGGAAUGGGUAUCAUAGCUCCCUCGGCUGUCUGCGACUUACGAAUGAGUCUUGUACAAUUAUCAUCAAUAACAGCCGGCUUUUUGGGAAUUAUUUGCUCAUCAUAUUUCUGGGGAUAUAUUACUGAUAAAAUGGGUCGAAGGUGGAUCCUAUUGCACACAAUUUCUAUAAGUAAUUUAUGUUCGGUAAUAUCUAUGUUUAUGGUUAGUUUCACAAGCUUCUUCGCUAUGCGUUUUUAACGGGUAUAUUGUAAUGUUGCUGGACCCAGCUUUGUUGCCGUAACAUACCUAAGCGAGUUUUGUAACAAGCAAAUUUUAGCACGGGCAGUAACACAUAUGUACAUGUUUACAGGAUUUGCAAUGUUUUAUUGCCCCUCAUGGGCAACUUUAUUUCUGUCAUAUAGUGGGAUGGACUUCGAGUUAUCUAUCGUAAAAAGUUGGUCAUUUCGACCCUGGAGACUACUAGGAUGUAUGUUCAUGUUGCCCGGUCUAGUUGCUUUUCUAUUGCUACAAAUGCCAGAAAGUCCAAAAUUCCUAUUCAUGAUUGGCGACACAAAGCAGGGAUUGGCGAUAAUGGAUUGGAUUAGUAAAAAUACAGGUUAUCCCUUAAGUGCCGAACAAGUGGCAUUGAUGCAAAAGUAUCAGGAGUCGACAGGAGUGGGACGUCAUAAACGAGCAAAUAAUAUUAUUCAGACGAUGAUUAAUGAUGCUAUGCCUUUAUUUCGCAAGCCUUACGUCGGGUUUUAUGUUGGUAGCUGCUCAGUGAUGUUUAGUCUGGGAUUGGUUGCUAAUGGCUUGGGAAUUUGGUUUACCGCAAUGCGCAACCGAUCAAACAUGCGGCUAGAUAAUAAGUCUGAAAUGACAUUUUGUAGAGUAUUAUUCAGUAUUUCUUCAAAUGAUCUUCAAGAUAGUGAAGAGGAUCUAGUGGUUGCCUGCAACGAUGGAUUCAUUGGAUUUCAUGAUUCACUAAUAUUAGGACUAACAUACAUAAUUCUCUACAAUAUUUGCUGGUUCAUGCUUUUUUUACCCCGAAAGGCGAUGUUCAUUGCCGCCCUCGUCAUUUCCUCUUCUUGUGGUUUUGCUUUAAUUUUUGUAACCGGCCGUUGGCUGCCUUUUAGUUUUGUUUUAUUUAUAGCUUUACCAGGAGUCGUGAUAAGUCUACUUGGUGGUGCACUCCUCGAGUUUGUCCCGACAUAUCUGCGUGCCAAGGCGUUAUGCAUUAGUUUAAUGUGGUGUCGUUGGGGAGCUGUCAUUGGCACCACAAUUAUUGGUAUCUAUCUUGAAAAGAGCUGUGAGAUGACCAUUUUGGUGAUUGCUAUUUUUCCAAUGCUUUCUGCAAGCAUUGAAGGCUUUUUGCCCCUGUAGAUUUCAACUGCAAUUUCACACAGACCCCUUUAUACAGUGGCUUAGAGGAUACGACUAUUCAGCUACAGCUUUUGCUAAAACAGUAAUGAUAUUUAACUUUUAUGUAUCAACUUUCGUUGAUUCAUAAAGAAUGUUCAAAUCGUGAUUAAACUGUGUUCAAAUAAUAAUAUAUU